Molecule: messenger RNA, 9994 nt
Organism: Pecten maximus
Lineage: Eukaryota; Metazoa; Mollusca; Bivalvia; Pectinida; Pectinidae
Product: nitric oxide synthase, brain-like
Exons: 27
Coding region: 378-5015 (1545 amino acids)
Biological process (GO): nitric oxide biosynthetic process
Molecular function (GO): FMN binding; protein binding; nitric-oxide synthase activity
Source: RefSeq, a predicted model, not a curated record
AGUACUUGGGUGGAACCUUGAGUCAGAUGGUUCAGCAGUACUCGGGUAGACUCUGGGAACAGAUGCUGUGACUUCAUAGUCAAAGAGGACACGGAGACUUAUGAACACUGUGAAGAUAGAAUGUCAGAGGACGUGGAACCAUAUCUGUAAACAACUGAUGGAAACAUAUUAACUAGUGUUUUUUUCGCGUGAAGAGGAAAGAUAUUUUAUUUGACAUUUUCCCACCAAUCUACAUUUCUGGACGGGUUGAUUCUUUCAUUUAAAGACAAAGUUAUGGCUGACUUGACUGGACUCAGCCAAUCAUGCUGUGUAUAGUGAUUAGUGACGGUACCUGGUGUAAGGAAAGAAAUUAAUCGUACGUAAAUAUAACACCAACAAUGGAAACCGAUUUACCCAACCGCAUUCGAGUUAAACUUUUUAAACGUCACGAGGAUGGCCUAGGGUUUCUGAUCAAGCCCCGCACACAGAAACCGUUUGUGGCAGUAUCGGCGUUGGUAGCUGGGGGGCUAGCCGAACAGAGCGGAUUGGUCCAUAUAGGUGAUACCGUUAUACGUGUUAAUGAAAUCGACAUAUCGGAAAAGAGUUAUGAUGACGCUGUUGAGUUAUUGAAGGCUCUUCCCGUUGACGCCCCCGUUGCAUUGAUACUUCGUGGUCCUGAUGGCUAUUCUACCCACCUAGAAACUACCUUCCGCGAGAACGGUGUGCCGAGAACGAUCCGAGUCACUCGGAAGAUUGUCAACAAUGACUCUAUUGUAAGCAGAAUCAGGCGGACCUUCUCUAGAGCAUCGUCUGCUUCGCCGAAUAGGAAUGAUCAGCGAAGCGUCAGUCCGUGCCGGAAUAGGACCAGACGGUUAGAGGAUAAACGUACAGAAGGGUGCUUUGUUGAUAACCAGUGCUGCAUUUGUGAUAUUGACCAAAAUUUCCCAAUUGUUCCAAACUGCAAUGGUACGUCGCACAAAAAUCAGAAAUUCCAGGUGAAAGACGCGGAAUCGCAAACAAAAUCAAACUCGCCAACAAUUAUGAGUAAGAAUAACUCCAAUCAAUGUGAUCACUCCCCAACCAUCGUGGUUACUCGUCCUGCGAGCCAAGGCGACUCGGACGUUACGGACGCUGACGUCAAAUUACGCGGCAGAUUAUCGAACACGGACCGGCCAACGACGGCGGUGACAUCUGGUGGCCAUAUCGACCAGCAUGAUAAUAAAAAGAUUGAAAUUCGUCAAAAUACUGAGAAAAUUACGGUGGUGGUGAAGGAGAACGGGGAUCUGAGUAAAAACCACAAGGGAAGUAUGUCUACCGGUAAGGAAAAUGGCGUGAUUGAAAAUAACAAAUUACUGAAUAGUGUAGUGGAUAACAAGUCCACAUUGAUAACAAAUGGAGAGCAUAUUGAGGACCGAGCCAAGCAAAGGAGGGACAGUUUCAGCAAUAUCAACUUAUACAGUCCUACAUCUCAAAGGAGGCGUUCAUCCAUGGCCGCGGUCAGUCCCAAAAAAUACGUAAAACUGAGAAAUUACGCUGAUGAAAAACAAGUAUUCAAUGAUACACUCCACACCAAAGUAUCCCAGUCAGUACCAUGUGGAAACUCCAGAUGUUUAGGUUCUAUAAUGACCCAUCCGCCCAGUCGACCCAUCGGAGAACCUCGUCCACAGGAGGAGCUGUUGGCGCAGGCAAAGGAAUUUAUCGACGAAUACUACACGUCCAUCAAAAGAUUAAACACAGAGGCCCACCAGAAACGAUGGCAGGAGGUGGAGUCGAGUAUAGAGAAAAGGGGCACAUAUGAACUGGCUACAAACGAGUUAACAUAUGGAGCGAAGACUGCAUGGAGGAAUGAGGCCAGGUGUAUUGGGCGCAUCCAGUGGAAUAAAUUACAGGUAUUUGACGCACGUCACAUAACAACGGCACGUGGAAUGUUUGAGGCUAUCUGUAACCACAUCAAAUACGGCAAUAACAAAGGCAAUAUCAGAUCGGCCAUCACUAUUUUCCCGGCCCGGACAGACGGUAAACACGACUUCCGGGUGUGGAAUUCCCAGUUGAUCCGGUAUGCGGGCUACAAGGAGGCUGACGGGUCUGUGAUAGGAGAUCCAGCAAGCGUCGAGUUCACAGAGGUGUGCCAGAAGAUGGGAUGGAAGGGCAGAAAUGGCAUGUUUGACGUCCUGCCUUUAGUACUUCAAGCUAAUGGACUCGACCCAGAGUUGUUCGAAAUUCCUCAGGACCUUGUUAUGGAAGUUAAUCUUAAACAUCCCAAGUUCCCGUGGUUUGCCGACAUGGGUCUGAAAUGGUACGGGUUGCCUGCCGUUAGUUCCUUACUGUUUGACUGUGGUGGGUUGGAGUUUACAGGCGCACCAUUCAAUGGCUGGUACAUGGGCACAGAGAUCGGAGCAAGGGAUUUCUGUGAUGCUCAAAGAUAUAACAUGCUUGAGGUUAUUGCGACCAAAAUGGGCCUGGACAUACGUAAGAGUUCCUCGCUGUGGAAGGACAGGGCCCUCGUGGAGAUGAACAUAUCUGUUCUUCAUAGCUUCCAGUCCCAGGGUGUUACCAUCACUGACCAUCAUGCUGCUUCAGAGUCGUUCGUAAAGUUCAUGGAGAAUGAACAAAAGAACCGAGGUGGCUGUCCGGCGGACUGGGUGUGGAUCAUACCUCCGAUGAGUGGGAGCAUCACUCCUGUAUUUCACCAAGAGAUGCUGCGCUAUAAAAUCAAACCCUCUUACGAGCCCAUGGAAGAUCCCUGGAAAACAUAUGUCUGGAAAAAGGACCGGGACAAAACAAAAUCUCUAGACCGACCAAAGAGGAAAUUCGGAUUCAAAGAACUCGCACGAGCUGUGAAGUUUUCAGCCAAAUUAAUGAAUAAGGCACUCGCACGGCGUGUGAAGUGUACCAUAUUGUACGCUACCGAAACGGGUAAAUCCGAAAGGUUUGCAAACACCCUGUGUGAGAUCUUCAAACAUGGAUUCGAUGCUAAGGUCCUCAGUAUGGAUGCGUACGACAUCAUUGACCUCGAACACGAAGCACUUGUCCUAUUUGUCUCUAGCACAUUUGGUAACGGCGAUCCUCCUGAAAAUGGAGAGUCGUUUGCCAAGAACCUGCACGACCUCAAGAGCCCAAAGAACACAAAGAAUGGAGAGAGUGUGUCCAUGUCCUACUUCCGGAUGAGCACGGCUAGCGACUCGGAAUCGCCGAUCGAAAACAAAGAGAAAGAAGAUGAUGAUGAUAAUUUGAAUGCAGAGACAGGUCCUCUCAGCAACUUACGUUACUCUGUGUUCGGGCUGGGAUCUCGGGCCUAUCCAAACUUCUGUGCAUUCGCUCACUUUGUUGACAAUAUGCUUAAUGCCCUUGGAGGCGAACGGAUCAGUAAGAUGGGAGAGGGUGACGAGCUCUGUGGACAAGAGGAGUCCUUCAAACUGUGGGCACAAGAUACAUUCAAGAUGGCAUGCGAAACAUUCUGUGUUGGCGACGCUAAUGCCAUCCAGGAAGCGACAGGUGCUCUGUCCAAUACAGACUUUUCGUGGUCCCCUGGCAAGUUCCGACUGACACCGGAGGAUAAUGACAAAGAGAUAGACAUCACCGGAUCGUUGACAAAGCUACACGGCAGACAAGUACAAUCGUGUAAACUGAUAUCGACAGAACAACUACAGUCCAAGGACUCCAGUCGGGAGACCAUGCUCAUUAGGUUAGACACUAUGGGUGCAGAGGACCUCAACUAUGCUCCCGGGGACCACAUUGCAAUAUUCCCUGCUAAUUCCACGAAGCUGGUGGACGGGGUACUGUCCAGGCUACACAAUGCUCCCCCUCCCGAUCAGCUGAUUAAGUUGGAGGUUCUUCAGGAGAGAACCACACCACUAGGAACUACGAAGAGUUGGUGUCACUUUGAAAGGAUCCCCGUGUGUACGAUGCGCACAGCCUUUGCACACUUCCUUGACAUAACCACGCCCCCGUCCCAGGCGUUCCUGCACCUGCUGGCCACACAGUCGUCUCGAGACGUAGAUAGGAUCAAACUGGAAAACCUAGCUAAUGAUAUCCACGCUUACGAGGACUGGAAGGCGGAUACUCAGCCAAACCUGGUGGAGAUUCUAGAGGAGUUCCCUUCGGUCAAGGUCAACCCGUCCUUACUGAUGACACAGAUGCCUCUGCUACAGCAGCGCUUCUACAGCAUCAGCUCGUCCCCACAGGCUUACCCCGGGGAAAUCCACGCCACAGUCGCCAUUGUUAGAUACCAGACAAUGGGUGGCGUCGGACCGGAACACGAGGGGGUGUGUUCCACGUGGCUUAGCAGACUACAAGUAGGGGAUAUCGUGCCUUGUCUCGUUAGAACGGCCCCUCAGUUCCACCUGCCGGAGGAUGCCACACUGCCGACCAUCAUGAUAGGACCCGGUACCGGAAUAGCGCCGUUCAGGAGCUUCUGGCAACAGCGGAAGAUUGACCGGGAUAUGCUGCCGGAACCAACACAUGGAGAGAAGAAAGGAUGGGGAGACAUAUACCUUUACUUUGGGUGUAGGCAGAACAACGUGGACCAUAUCUACAAAUCAGAGUUAACCCAGGCGGAAAAAGACAAAUCUAUCACCAAUGUGUACACAGCACUGUCCCGGGAGCCGGGGGUACCAAAGGUGUACGUCCAAGAUGUGCUGAAACAGAACGGGAAGGAGGUGUUUGAGCAAAUCCUUCGUCGUGGAGGGCACGUGUAUGUAUGUGGUGAUGUGCAGAUGGCGAACGACGUCUCAACAACACUUUGUAAAAUCAUACAAGAGUAUGGGAAAUUAUCGGCGGAAGAUGCGAAAUUCGUCAUGCUGAAAUUAAGGGAGGCCAAUCGGUUCCAUGAAGACAUCUUUGGUGUGGGCGUUAAGUCAGAGGCUACGGCUCGUGACCAGGCUAAACGCGCGUGGAAAUACAUCAACGCUGCGAGCAAGCCGACGUCAAACAAAGAAGUAGCCUCCCCGAUACCUGCCGCUGACAAGCGUACACCCCGUGGAAAACCCCGACCCCCCUUAAGACGAACAUCCAUACAGCUGACAUCACCAGAAUGACUGUAUACAACCAGGCGUGUUACAGGAAUUAUCGCAACAAAGACGAAAACCAUCAUAAACUAGUUAUCUAGUGCUUCAUAUUGAAAAAUCAAUUUAAUCACGUGCAAUGAUUUAUUUUGGUCGUCUUGAAAUAUAUGAACGUUUAAAACUUGUGUACAACAGAUUGUAUUUAUCAAUGUGUGUAUGUGACGCACAUUUAUUUUAUUUAAUAAUUAAUGUUAACUUUGUCUGUACCAGGUAAGUAACAGAAAAAUAUAAUCUGUGCGUCAAAAUUACCACCUCUUGUCUUCUGGUCCCGAUCUUCACAAAUGUUGCAAAUAUACAACACUUAAGUCUCCCUUCAAAUAUACACAACACCAACAGAUAUAUACAACAAUUUGUGUCCAAAAAGUGUACACAUCUGUAGUUAAUAUACAACAAUGUGUGUCCAAUAAAAUCUACACAACUGUCGUAAAUAUGCAGCACUUAAGUCUCCCUUCAAAUAAAUACAUCAACAGCAAAACUCGGUGUAUCUACUAAAAUAUACACAACUUAAUUAAUAUACAAUAUGUUUGUCGCAAAAAUAGCUCACAUGAGCUAAUAUUCUUUGUCAAUAUGUGUGCGACGUUAUAUAAAGUUUCUUAUCUUAACAUUUUUUAUCUCCGUUAUACCUAAAGAACAGGGUCCAGUUGUUAAAAAUGUGAUUAGCUUAAUCACUUGAUUAGUGAAAAAUUCAUUUCUCAUUUGUUGCAAAACCUGUGAGUGUAUCAUCUUUAAAUUAUGUCAGCUGGAAGAGAGGAAAGAAUUACAUAAUUUCAUAAAGUUUUGUCUGGUAAGUUCGACCAGAAAUUUUUAUAUCAGGAUUUGAAAAAUGUUGUUAAAAUGUUAUUAGCCUACUCACCUUUUGAACAACUGGGCCCAGAUGUGAAUAUCCAACGUUUUUUGUCUCCUGUUGUAUCUACAACAGAAGGAAAUAUCUAACAUUUUUCCUCAAGUUAAAUCUACACAACAGCUGUUAUAGAUACAAUCACGUUUUACCCCGUUAAGUAAACACAAACGUUACCAAUAUACAACAUUCUUGACUCUUAUCAAGUAAAUAAGCAAUAACUUUGUCUGCUAUGAUGUCUACUACAGCAGUAGAAAAAAAUCCAAUACUGUCGUCUCUAAAUUUGACAACAGUUCAAAUAUACACAACAGCAAAGGCAGAAAAUAUUCAACCCUUUUGUUUCAAUCAAAUAUUCAACACUCUUUUGCCAUCAAAUAUACACAACAGCAAAGCAGUAAAUAUUCAACACUUUAAUUUCCAUCAAAUAUUCACAACAGCAAAGGCAGUAAAUAUUCAACACUUUUAUUUCCAUCAAAUAUACACAACAGCAAAGGCAGUAAAUAUUCAACACUUUUAUUUCCAUCAAAUAUUCAACACUUUUAUUUCCAUCAAAUAUACACAACAGCAAAGGCAGUAAAUAUUCAACACUUCUAUUUCCAUCAAAUAUUCAACACUUUUAUUUCCAUCAAAUAUACACAACAGCAAAGGCAGUAAAUAUUCAACACUUUUAUUUCCAUCAAAUAUUCAACACUUUUAUUUCCAUCAAAUAUACACAACAACAAAGGCAGUAGAUAUUCAACACUUUUGUAUCCGCCAAAUACAUACAAUAACAAUAGAUAUCAAGUACCGAUCUGUUACUUAACAGCGUAAACCCAAUACUGUAUUUCAACAUCUUUCAAAUACGUUAGAUUUAUAUAUUUCAACAUUCACACAAAUGCAAAUAAAUUGGUCCUAUUAAUGGCACACUGUAUAGAAUAUAGCCCUGUCUUUUAGACGCUUUGAAAACAGGACAUGCGCGUGACUUAAUGCUGGUUUUUGUAACAAAUUCAAUUAAUAAAUAAUUAGAUAUAAAAGUUAGAUUAACCUGUUAUGAGGAGAAUUGAUGUUUUGUUGUAAACAGAGCGUAAUUAUCGUAUUAUAUAGUCUACUGUUGUUACAGAGAAUCUGAUACAUUCGUCCAUCAGUAGGAUGGUCGAUAUACCAGGAUUAUAGACAGAGUUGUCUACCAACAGAGCUGUUGGUGUAGAAUUGGUUAGAAUGUUUCGUUACGUUUAGAGCUGUUGGUGUAGAAUUGGUUAGACUGUUUCGUUACGUUUAGAGCUGUUUUGUUCAGUAAAACAAUGUAGCAUUUAGAUACAGGUAUCGCGUGCAAUGUUAGCAAUAUUUUGGAUGUGUAUAUCGUGUGGUUUUAUUUUCUAUUUUAAGUGCCAGUGUUUAGGUCUCUUGUCAUGGUAGCUUAUUUACCAGCAAUAUCAUUGAUAUGUUUACAAUGUAUGUUUUUUUAUCAUUAUUGUUAUAAUUAUAGACAGGUUUUAAUCUUUCUCUCCUGACCUAAAACUUUAAUGUCGUGACUUGUUUUAAGCUGUUCUAUUUAACAAAAGGACAGCGUGAUUGUGAGCUAGGAAAGUCAGUAGUAAUUACUUGGUCGAAUAUGGUUUUAAAUCAAAAACAAUAUAUUUUAUGAUGAGUGUUAAUAUAGCCACGCUUAACCUUUUUGCCACUUUGUCUUGCAGUCAAUAACGUUUUUGACCAUGUAAUGCAAAAUACAGACUUUCGCUUUAUAAACUGCCACGCUGAGUUGAUAAUUUUAACAUUUGAAACGUGGUAUAGCAAUACUUUAUCACUUAUAGCUCAUUAAGAUUCUGUUAUAAUUCUGUGCUGGUUGACGUGGAGCUGUUAAUAAUGUAUCGUAUAAACCUAUUAGAGUUGUGAUUGAUACAAUUAACGGAAAUAUGUUCUGAUUAUUUAAUUAUUUAUUCAACAAGAUAAAAUCUUAUAUGUUGUUACAUAACCAAUGAGGAACUAUCAAUACCUCCUCGAUCGCUAAACAUUGAUAUCAAAACCACCCCCAUGUUUGUCAACGUAGCGCGACAUUUCAAAACGUUUCUGUGUUGAUUUACACUUAACGAUGUCAAUGAAUAUAAGCACAUCUAGAGAUGUAGACGUCAGUAUCUCAAAUAUAGCUACACGUGGCUAUGCUAAUGCUCUCACAUGUUGGAACACUUGGCUGUUUUAGUACCCUACAUUUUGGAACACGUAGCUAUGUUAACACACGUGUCAGUACAUGUUGCGAUGUCAAUACACGUGUCGGUGGGUACAUGUAGCGAUGUCAAUACACGUGUCGGUCGGUACAAAUAGCGAUGUCAAUACACGUGUCGGUGGGUACAUGUAUCGAUGUCAAUACACGUGUCGGUCGGUACAAAUAGCGAUGUCAAUACACGUGUCGGUGGGUACAUGUAGCGAUGUCAAUACACGUGUCGUUGGGUACAUGUAGCGAUGUCAAUACACAUGUCGGUCGGUACAUGUAGCGAUGUCAAUACACGUGUCGGUCGGUACAUGUAGUGAUGUCAAUACACAUGUCGGUGGGUACAUGUAGCGAUGUCAAUACACGUGUCGGUACAUGUAGCGAUGUCAAUACAUUUUACGUCAAUACACUCCUUGUAAUAUACACACCCUGUUCCUUAAUUGGUGUAAAUCUUUGAUUUCUAAUUAUAUAUUUUUACAUAAUUCAUAAUCAAAUGAAAAUAUUUUAAACUAUAUCAUAUUAUUCUUGUUGUGUGAAUACAUGAAAUAUAUUUGUUCAAACUUGUGUAUAAAUAUAACUUUUUUUCUGCUCUAGAAAAAUAACAACUUGUAUAGAGUAGCCCGGCGUACGACUGUUUUGUUUGACAGGUUGGAUAGAUCAUCAACAUUCUUCGUAAUCAGAUUAUUAUUGUAGAUUUAUCAUCUCAAAUGCUGUCACAAGAAUAUGUACCCUACCAGCAUUUGGGAAUUUGAUUUUUCCAUUUCAUUAGCGUUACCAUUGACGAUCAAAACAACUUUCAUAUUUCGCAAAAAAGAAGUUAUUUAUUAUCUAUUUAACAUCUCCACAGAAUACCUUAGAAUGCGAUUUAGUCCCUAGCCAACAUUUUGGAGAAGAAACAUAUCUUGAUUAACGUCUGAAAAGUGUUUUGCGCAAACGAAAUACUAUGGCAUGAAAAAAAUACUCAACUUGUAAUCUAUUCGACAAUAGCUAGGGUUUUGUGAAAUAACAUUAACGGAUAAAUAUCUGUCUGAUAAAACUAGAUAAAAUGUAUAGCAUACCGUCAUUUUCUGCUGGUGUUUUACGAACGAUACAGUCAUUAAUACGAUACCCCGGCGAUUGUUAUGUACCCAAAGGGACGGUUUGUAACAGAAUAUCCUUGUAAAUACAAUAUCUAAACAGAACUGUAACCGGACAUUUGAUGCAUGGUGGUUUGAUAAAUAUUUUUCUUCAAAAAGAAGUUUGUGACAAGAUACAUAUAUAUAUAUUUGUUGUUACUCAGAAUCUCUACUUUCUUGUUUUACAUGUUUAAGAUGCUGGGUUAAACGCUUUGUUACUUGGCUUGCGUGAUUAACAUGCUUAACUGAAGAAAGGUUUCUUAUUGAAAAGUUUCGCCAAUCUUGAAAUUAUUAGAUAUUAUAAUCGGACAGUAGGGCUUUUUUGUUCUAGAAACACUGCAAUAGUCAAUAAGGAUUUAUUAAUUAACAUGUACCUAACAUGAACCUAAAGUACUCGUUUUGAAACAGUUCACCGGGGCCAAUUAAUCUUAAGUGUACCGAAAUUGGUUACAGGUUUGAAAUAACUAAAUAUAUUUAUAUAAUCUAUAAUAUUACACUGAAAUGACGAAAACUGUAAUACAAAUUUUCCAUGUUAUCGCUUUUCAUCAGAAUAAGGGCAAAGGAACUUUUCAUGGAAAAAUAAAUCAUUUAUCUCGUAUAGAAAUACCAUUCAUAUACUAGUCAUUAUGACUGAGCUUUGUCCGAUCAGUAAUGCUUGUUAAAAAAGACAUGAUACCGAUUAUUGAUACAAAGGAACCUAUACGACAAGGAAAUGUUGUUAAAUCGAGAAUUUUUCAUCUGUGAAUCUCCUGUCUUUGUUAUAUACGUAAGCAAACUUCUUUCAACAAAUUAAAAUAAACUCUUACUUCAUGAG